Messenger RNA from Suillus subaureus, 519 nucleotides. RefSeq lists its product as uncharacterized. The record is from RefSeq and is a predicted model, not a curated record. NCBI's taxonomy places the organism in Eukaryota, Fungi, Basidiomycota, Agaricomycetes, Boletales, Suillaceae. The transcript has a single exon. The annotation marks the transcript as partial.
UGGGAGAGGCUGUCCCAAGUGGCUGUUAAGGGUGCUGAAUAUGACUCCUGUGAACACCAGCCCCAUCCAAAAUGUCUGGAAGGGACCCAGGUAGACCUCCUUAGCUACAUUCAUGAAUUAUUAGACAACCAAGAGGAGAGUCAACUCAUUUGGCUGCAUGGCACAGCAGGUGUCGGAAAAUCUGCUGUUGCAUUCACUGUAGCUGAAAGGAUGAGGGGUCUCAAAGUCACCAAGCAGAUGAAUGUCAAAAAGCAGCUUGCAGGAACAUUCUUUUUCUUGCACAAGCACACUGACCACUGCACCACUGGAUACUUUUUUGCAACACUUGUCUAUCAGCUGGCCAGCAAUUUUCCUAGCAUCCAUGCAGAUGUGAACAGGACUAUCCAUGAGAAUCCCUCACUUUUAGAUCUAAACAAAUCUCUUCGCAACCAGAUGGAGGCACUCUUUCUCAAACCUCUCUGGAAACUCCAUCCCAGACUGCACGGGUGUGAGCCAUUGACAUUUGUCAUCAAUGCCCUG